Molecule: messenger RNA, 2262 nt
Organism: Talaromyces amestolkiae
Lineage: Eukaryota; Fungi; Ascomycota; Eurotiomycetes; Eurotiales; Trichocomaceae
Exons: 4
Coding region: 1-2262 (753 amino acids)
Biological process (GO): regulation of actin cytoskeleton organization; regulation of GTPase activity
Cellular component (GO): cell cortex
Molecular function (GO): GTPase activator activity; protein binding
Source: RefSeq, a predicted model, not a curated record
AUGUCCUCGCACGAUACUAGGUCGGUGCGCGCAUCGAAGCGCAUGUCCGUCACGGCGCUAUACCUGUCCAUGUCCGCUAAGGAUAAAGAUUUGGAAAUCUCGGACGAACUAGCCAAAGCGCAAAAACACCUCCGCGAACUCAAAGCCAAAAUCUCGUCGCAGUCCAAAAAGAACUUCGUCCUCGAGAAAGAUGUCCGCUAUUUGGAUUCUCGAAUAGCAUUGCUCAUCCAAAAUCGCAUGGCAUUAGAGGAGCAAAAUGAAAUCUCUAGCCGCCUCGAGGAAAGCUUGGAAUCAUCCCAAGAGGGUCACUUUCCCAACGAUGAAAAGACGCAAAAAUACGGAAAUCUGCUUUUCCUGCUCCAGUCGGAGCCGAAACACAUUGCACAUCUCUGCCGUCUAGUGUCAAUGUCUGAAAUCGAUUCCCUUUUACAGACAGUCAUGUUCACCAUCUACGGAAAUCAAUACGAAAGCCGUGAAGAACACUUGCUAUUGACCAUGUUUCAGUCCGUCCUGACCUAUCAAUUUGAUAAUACCCCGGAAUACUCGUCGCUCUUGCGUCAAAAUACCCCCGUCUCGCGAAUGAUGACGACCUAUACUCGACGUGGUCCCGGUCAAAGUUACCUCAAACAAGUCCUGGCGCAGCGGAUCAACGCCCUCAUUGAGUUGCAGGAUGUUGAUCUCGAAAUCAACCCAUUGAAAGUUUACGAGAGCAUGGUUCAGAAGAUAGAAGAGAGCUCCGGACAACUACCCGACUACUUAGCGAAAUCAGUGACUGCCGAGGUCGCAGCUGAGAACGAACAAGUCAAAGCCAUAAUUGAACCCCGCCUGAAAAUGCUGACCGAUAUUGCCAACACUUUCUUAACGACAAUCAUUGAUGGACUCGAGGAUGCUCCGUACGGAAUCCGUUGGAUCUGCAAGCAGAUCCGCAGUCUGUCCCGCCGCAAGUACCCGGAUGCUCAGGACCAAACCAUUUGUACAUUGAUUGGAGGUUUCUUCUUCCUCCGUUUCAUCAACCCAGCUAUCGUGACCCCUCGGUCUUACAUGCUCAUCGAAUCCGUUCCUUCUGACAAGCCGCGGCGAACCUUGACUCUUAUUGCCAAGAUGUUGCAAAACUUGGCAAACAAGCCUUCAUACGCCAAAGAGCCCUAUAUGGCAGCGCUUCAGCCGUUCAUCCAUCAGAACAAAGAACGUGUAAACAAGUUUAUGCUUGACCUUUGCGAGGUUCAGGACUUUUACGAGAGUUUGGAAAUGGACAACUACGUCGCUUUGACAAAGCGUGAUCUUGAACUGCAGAUUACCUUGAACGAAGUCUACGCUACUCAUGCUUUGUUGGAGAGACAUAGCACAGCUCUGGCGGCUUCGGACCAGCACUCUCACUUGCACACCAUACUUCAAGAACUCGGCCCAGCGCCUUCACAGCUUCCUCGCAAAGACAACCGUACAAUUAAUCUACCUCUUUUUAGUAAGUGGGAAACCUCUGUCGACGAUUUGACCGCUGCUCUCGAUAUCACCCAAGAGGAGAUAUACUUUAUGGAGGCCAAGUCGACUUUUGUUCAGAUUUUGCGUUCGCUUCCACCCAAUUCGAGCGUCUUGCGACGACCUUUACGAUUAGACCGCAUUGCAGAGGCCGCUGCCACGUUGAAGAACGAUGCAGUCAUGGUACGCAAAGGUAUUCGGACCAUGGAACUGCUCAGCCAGCUUCAGGAGAUGGGCGUGAUUGACCGCUCAGACGAGUUUGGUCUUUUGCGUGACGAGGUCGAGCAGGAGUUGGUCCAUUUGGGCUCACUCAAGGAGAAAGUGGCCGAAGAGGCCAAACAGUUGGAUGGAGUUUUCCGUACAAUCCGUGAUCACAAUGCGUACUUGGUUGGCCAGUUGGAAACGUACAAGUCGUACUUGCACAACGUGCGAAGUCAAUCCGAGGGCAAGUCACGCAAACAGCAGAAGAAUCAAGAACUUGGCCCGUACAAGUUUACACAUCAGCAACUAGAGAAAGAGGGCGUUAUCCGCAAGAGCAAUGUCCCGGAAAAUCGGCGAGCAAAUAUCUUUUUCAUGUUCCGCAGCCCACUUCCGGGCACAUUCGUCAUCAGUCUACACUAUAAGGGACGUGCACGCGGUCUUUUGGAAUUGGACUUGAAACUGGAUGAUCUGCUUGAGAUGCAAAAAGACGCCCAAGAAGACCUUGAUCUUGAAUACGUUCAAUUCAACGUGUCAAAGGUCUUGACACUAUUGAACAAACGCUUCGCUCGUCGCAAGGGCUGGUAA